UCCGUCCUCGCGGCUGCGGGCAAGGCUGGGUCUGUCCCGGGCUCAGCCGCUGCUGUCACGUCGGGAUGGGGACCGAGGUGAAAGUCGGGGCGAGGCCGUUGCUUCUCUUCACGUCGGCGAUCCUGUGCUCCCUGGCGCUGGGCAAGGAGUCAGUGGGAACCUCUAACCCUGUAGUCCAGGUUCCUGAGAAUAAACCUGCCAAGCUGUCCUGCAUAUACUCCGGCUUCUCCUCUCCUCGGAUUGAGUGGAAGUUUGCCCAAGGGGACAUCACCAGCCUCGUCUGCUAUAACAACAAGAUCACGGCUCCCUAUGAGGACCGAGUCACCUUCUCGAACACUGGCAUCACCUUCCACUCUGUGACCCGGAAGGACACGGGGAUGUAUACGUGCAUGGUCUCUGAAGAUGGCACCGCCUAUGGGGAGGUCAGCAUCCAGCUCAUUGUGCUUGUGCCUCCAUCCAAACCCACAGUCAACGUCCCCUCCUCUGCCACCAUCGGGAGCCGGGUGGUGCUGACCUGCUCAGAGACAGAUGGCUCCCCACCCUCUGAGUACCUCUGGUACAGGGACGGGAUCCAGGUGCCUCAGAAGCCCAAGAGCAGCCGUGCUUUCAGUAACUCUUCCUACAGCCUGGACACCAAGACAGGAGAGUUGGUCUUUGAUCCCGUCUCAGCCUCUGAUACUGGAGAAUACGCUUGCCAGGCACAGAACGGGCAUGGGGCACCCAUGAUGUCCGACAGCGUGCGCAUGGAGGCUGUGGAGCCGAAUGUGGGGGGUAUCGUGGCAGCUGUCAUAGUGACACUCAUUCUCCUGGGACUCUUGAUUUUCGGCAUCUGGUUUGCCUACAGCCGAGGUUACUUCCACAGAAUAAAGAAAGGGACCGAGAAUAAGAAGGUCAUUUAUAGCCAGUCCACCGCUCGAAGCGAAGGGGAAUUCAGACAGACCUCGUCUUUCCUGGUGUGACCCUGGUCCUCGAGCUGGCCUCACUCAGGUGCUACCAGACUCUGGCCCCUGAAGGCUGUGAUUUCACAGGAUGCCUUGUUUAUCUUCUAGCUCCACAGGGAUGCGAUUUUAUAACGUGAGCUAUGAGCCCCUUCCUCCUUCCUCCUCCCGUCCUGUCCUUUCCGGGCACUGCUGUGUGGCCUGGGACUUGUGUAAAGCUUCCAUUCCUGUCCCUACGAGGGAUCCAGCAGGAGUCUUGGCAAUGCCAGUUCCAGUUGACCUCCUGUCCGCGGAGACUGCAAAGUGGAGGGCGCUCACCUCCCCCCGCAUGCAGCAGCCCUUGGAUAGGGAUCUUCAGUCUGAAUCCAUGGUUCUUUCCUCCCAUCCCGAGCACCAGUACCAGGCGUUCUGCGGUGGAGCCAGAGCCGAGCAGGAGAAAUGGUCGUUGACAUCAGUCUCUUCCACCUGUCUUCCCACGGGAAGUGCCCCUGGGGUCCUCCGGCACUGCCCUGGACACAAGCCUACUGACGCCAACUGUGUAGUAGGACAAACGAGCCCUGGCUGUGGGGAGCACAGUGAGCCUGUGGGGACCCGAAGCAGAAGAAUUUCAAAAUGGAAAGGGAACCUGGAGCUGAUGGCUGGACAGCUGGACGGACCUCUUCAGAUGUGACUGCGAACUGUGUGUGUGGUCUUAGCUCCGUGUUGACAGGAGUGUGUGUUGGAGAACUUCCUAGCUCUUUGGUGAGACUGUGUUUGUGUAUGUUGGGAUGUUGCUGGAAAUAAAAACUUGGUUUGUCGAAGCGUCUUGUGAGUGGGAGAGUGAGGCCCUCCGGCUUCUCCAACAAACAAGGAAAUGCCUGAAGCCCUGUUUCCCAGCAACCCGGGCUGGUCCCAGCUCCCUGCCGCACCCCUUCCCGGUCCCUGCCUCAAGGUGG
Messenger RNA from Molossus molossus (Pallas's mastiff bat), 1873 nucleotides. It is a transcript of the gene F11R, whose product is annotated as F11 receptor. The record is from RefSeq and is a predicted model, not a curated record. The transcript has 10 exons. The coding region runs from base 66 to 959 and encodes 297 amino acids. Gene Ontology annotation, biological process: cell adhesion; intestinal absorption; regulation of membrane permeability. Lineage: Eukaryota; Metazoa; Chordata; Mammalia; Chiroptera; Molossidae. Gene Ontology annotation, cellular component: bicellular tight junction.